This is a messenger RNA of Phoenix dactylifera (date palm), 1975 nucleotides long. Its product is annotated as purine-uracil permease NCS1-like. Lineage: Eukaryota; Viridiplantae; Streptophyta; Magnoliopsida; Arecales; Arecaceae. Gene Ontology annotation, molecular function: nucleobase transmembrane transporter activity. Gene Ontology annotation, biological process: nucleobase transport; transmembrane transport. The record is from RefSeq and is a predicted model, not a curated record. Gene Ontology annotation, cellular component: plasma membrane.
AUUUGCCUCCUGGCCAUCCAUUAGUCUCCAAUAAAUCAAACAAUAUGUCGAGCAGUGGUUGGAAAAUCAACUUAUUAUUUAUUCUGUCUGUCAUAAGAAGGCUCCAUAUAUGGGAAAGAAUAAUUGAUCGACUUUUACGAUGCUGGCCGUUGGAUCUCUCCCGCACAUAUCUCCAAACAUUUCAAACGUCUCAGCUCAUCCACCUGCACACAUCUCAAAGCAGAUAUUGCGCGAUCCAACGGUUAUUCGCGCGAAAGAACCAACCCUCGUCCGUCCUGUCCCCGGUCUCUCCCCUGCCCCAUCUCUCCGUCUCUCUCUCUCUCUCUCUCUCUCUCGCCCCUGCCGCCUUCCCUCCAACCCGCGGGGAUGCUCCGGAGCACCGACGACGGGCUGGAAUUGGAGCCGGACGCGAGCCUUCUCGGCAGCGACCUCAGCCCGGUUCCAGCCUCCAAGCGCACCCUAACCCGGUGGGACAUCGCCCUCCUCUGGGUCGGCAUGGUGGUGAACGUCCCCUCCUACUACCUCGCCGGCAGCCUCGUGGAUCUCGGCAUGUCCUGGUGGCAAGGCGUCGCCACCAUCAUCCUCGGCAACACCAUCCUCCUCGCCCCUCUCAUCCUCACCGCCCACCCCGGCACCCGCUACGGCAUCGCCUUCCCCGUCCUCCUCCGCUCCGCCUUCGGCGUCCACGGCGCCCACCUCCCCGCCCUCCUCCGCGCCCUCGUCGCCUGCGGCUGGUGCGGCAUCGAGACCUGGAUCGGCGGCCAAGCCAUCUUCCUCCUCCUCCCUCGCUCCAUAACGAACUCCUGGUACGCCCAUCCGAUUCGCUGGCUCGGCACGUCGGCGCUCGAAUUCUCCUGCUUCAUUCUCUUCUUGCUGGCCCAACUUGCCAUUCUCUGGAAGGGCAUGGCCGGAAUCCGAGUGCUCGGUAACUACUCGGCGCCGGUGCUCGUCCUGCUCACCGGCUGGCUCUUUUGCUGGGCCUACCUCAGAGCCGGCGGCUUCGGGGAAAUGCUCUCGACUCCCUCCCGCCUCGGCCCGUCGCAAUUCUGGUCCGUCUUCUUCCCUUCCCUGACCGCGAGCAUCAGCACCUGGUCCGGCGUCGCGCUCAACAUACCGGACUUCACGCGGUUCGCCGCCGGCCAGUCCGAUCAGAUCGCCGGCCAGCUGGGCCUCCCCAUCUUCAUGGGUCUGUUCACGUUCACCGGCCUGGCCAUCACUUCCUCCACACAAGUCAUAUACGGUAGAGUGAUCUCCAACCCAAUCCAUCUCCUAGCCGAGAUCGGUGGAACCUUUACCAUAAUCGCCGCCAUCUUUGGCAUCAGCCUCGCCACCAUCACCACCAACAUCCCUGCCAAUUUUGUUGCCCCCGCCAACGUGCUCGUCAGUCUCAGCCCUUCCACCUUCAGCUUCGCAGGGGCUGCUCUGCUUACGGGAAUCAUCGGCGCCGCCUUCCAGCCUUGGCGAAUCAUCGAAUCCAGCGACAGCUUCAUCUACACUUGGCUCGUCGGGUACUCGGCGGUGCUCGGCCCAGUCUCGGGUAUCAUACUUACUGACUAUUACGUACUCCGCCGCAUGGCGCUCGACGUCAAUGCUUUGUGCUCUGCCGACCCUCGAGGGCCAUACUACUAUUCAAGAGGAUUUAACGCUGCGGCGAUUGGUGCUCUGGUUGUCGCUGUGACGCCUGCCGUCCCAGGAUUUCUCCAUAAGCAAUCUAUUGGGUCCUUUCCUGCUGGAGAUCGACUCGGAAGGUUCGUACCGAUCCCUCCGUUCUGGAACCUCUCCAGCCUACAAUGGCUUCCUUGAUUGCUAUGACAUUAUAAGUGUACGAUUAUUUUACUUAGAUGAUUUCCCAAGCAGCAGCAUAUAUGUAUCGGGAGAUGAACAUAGCUGUAGACUGGGUUAUCUACUUUGUUGCUUGAUACUCUAAAGAGUUUAUCUGAAUGAGUGCAGCAGAUAUACCUUAUUUCUUAUUUCA